Molecule: messenger RNA, 2656 nt
Organism: Parasteatoda tepidariorum (common house spider)
Lineage: Eukaryota; Metazoa; Arthropoda; Arachnida; Araneae; Theridiidae
Source: RefSeq, a predicted model, not a curated record
CAUUGACCUUAAGAUCGACCAAAAUCAAGGUCUUAAACUUCUUUUUCUUUCUUCAGGGGGUGAAGCUUGUGUUUACCUUGAUAUUCUCACGCGGUCCCUUGUCUUCCGGUUUCCAACUACUUUACUGGCCACUCUACAAAUUUCAUAAUCAUUACGGGACAAGGUUCUCGUCUUGAAAGGAACUGGUAUAAAUGAUGGAAAACCACUGGUUGGUCUUAUUUUUGCUAUUUGCAAUUCGCCUAGCUUUAGCUGAGCCUGAUGGUAUUAAAGAAGGAAUUAAAGAAGAACCAACAACCAAAGUUUUUACCGAAGUUGAGACGGAAAUAAUAACAUCGAUAAAAGCCGUAACUGAACCUGUUCCCAUACCACCAGAAAGUGAAUCUGAUGCAGCUCCUGCUCCCCCCCUGUCAUUACUAAAUGCCCCAUCUUCAAUUAAAACUGCUUCGUCUGGACAAAGAGUAAAAAAUCCUGAAUCUGGUAGUGCUUUUGGAUUACCCUGGCAGUCAGUAGAUGUUUCUUCUAAAGGUACAACCACGACAACCACAACUACAACAACAUUGCCACCUCGUGUGCAGCAGUUCAAUGAACAUAUACGAAAUCAAUACAAGCCUCAAAAUCAGCAACAGCAAAAACCUCAGGUACAACAACAGCAAACACAGCAGCAAUAUCAGCCGCAAACACAACAGCAAGAACAACAUCAACAGCAAUCUCACUACCGACCGCAGUCACAAUCACAGUAUCGUCCACAGUUUCAGCAGCAGCAACAGACGAGACCAUACGUUCAACAACAGUCUCAACAACAAGUGCAAUCUCAACAGCAGACUCAACAAGAAGUACAAACACAAAACAGGAUUCAACCUGCUUUCCAGCAACAAAGUCAGGAAAAAGUACAGCCCUCACUUCAACAGCAAUCCCAGAUACAAGUUCAACCAUCCUUUGCAGAACAGUCACAACAAAAAGUUCAGCCAACACUUCAACAAACUCAGCAACGAAUUAAACCUCCAACUCAACAGAGGAUUCAACCUCCAACUCAACAGAGGAUUCAACCUCCAACUCAACAGAGGAUUCAACCCACAACUCAACAACCAAUACAGAGAGUACAACCUCCAAGUCAACAAUCUCAACAGCAAGUUCAACCUUCAUUUUCUCAACAGCAACAAUCUCAGCCCGCUUUCCAGCAAGUUCAAUCACAAGAACAAGUUCAACCACAAAUUCAACAGCAAACGCGUUAUCAAUACCACCAACAGUCACAACCACAAGUUCAAGACAAAUUUCCCCCCGAAUUUCCUAAAGAAUCAUAUCACCAUUCCAUUGAAGAAACAGCUACUGGCGGUAAGCAGUAUAAGGCUUCCGGAGUGAAAACUGCGCCAGCAGUUCAAACUGUCAGCCAAGAAGAGGGAGGAAACGAAGUAGAUCCGAUAAUCAAAGAACCAGGAAACGAAGUAGAGCCGAAAAUUAAAGAGCCAGGAAACGAAGUAGACCCGAAAAUUAAAGAGCCAUAUCAAAGCCAACCAAGUGAAGAAGAGAGGUUAAAAAAAGCAGAUUUGGCUCUUAAUGAGUAUUUUACCGAUGUUCUGCAAAACCUUAGUGUGAAAAUGAAAACUGGCAUGGAUGAACCAUUGGGAGAAGUUUUAGAUCCAGUUAAGUUAGAUGACAUGCAACUUCAACCCUUGGUUGCUGGACAAGUAUUCGAUGUUAAAAUGAAAAAGAUUACAGUUGGUGGGCUGUCAGACUUUAAAAUCACUCAAUUGGAAAGUCAGUUGUCAGAUUCUCGCAUCAAAGUAGGCAUUCAUUAUCCAAAACUAACAGCCAACUGUCUUUUCAACGCAAAUGGUUCAUUGUAUGAAAUUUUUAAAGUUACAGGCAAAGGUAAUGCCACCAUAAUCUUCAAUGAUGUUUAUGCCAGAACUGUUUUGUAUCUUACAAAGGACGAUGGAGUUUUGCAAGUGACGACUGCUGAUCAGCCAUAUGUUGAUUUUAAAUCAGCUGAAAUUCUUUUCCUUGAUGAAGAGGCUCCUGAAGGUUCCGAACCUAUCAAAGCAGAAAGUGUUGCGACCCAACUUGGACCGUUAUACUUCUGGGUGCUCACUGCCAAUGCCGUUGAUAAGAUUGAUUAUCCACUGGCUCUUUAUUUCAAUAAAGCAUUACAGGGUUUUCCUCUUUCUGACUUUUUAGAUGGAUACGUUUUGCGUCAGCGGCAUUUACGUAUACAUGUUCCUCAUAAUCCACUUCCAUACGCUUACGUUUCAUCUGAUUUAGGUCAAAUCUAAAUAAGUGUUGUGUACUUUUUAAAUUGAAAGCUGGCAUUUUCAAUUUAAAAUUUUAAUAAAUUUUAAGCAAUGUGUACUUAAUUUUAAAUCUCUCAAUAAUAAUUUAUGCCUAUAAGUGAUAUUUCAUACAAAAAUUUAGCGCACAAUAUUUAACUUAACAAAUACUGUAGAAAUUGAGUGUUCUUAUAGGCAUUCUAUAAAUUUAAGGUAAUUAUUAGAAUAUUAGAACGGAGAAAUUUAAACUUGUAAAAUUUAGAAUACGAAUAUUGUGUGAUGUGCUUCAUUUUUGUGUAUUGUUUUGCAGCGUUUGUUUUUUAUUAUUUUUUAUUAUUAUUCAUUCUUAAGUUAUUGCAUUUUUAAUUUAUUAUAAUUUUAUUUAUAACGGA